Molecule: messenger RNA, 1122 nt
Organism: Penicillium crustosum
Lineage: Eukaryota; Fungi; Ascomycota; Eurotiomycetes; Eurotiales; Aspergillaceae
Product: FAD-dependent oxidoreductase
Exons: 2
Coding region: 1-1122 (373 amino acids)
Molecular function (GO): FAD binding; D-amino-acid oxidase activity
Source: RefSeq, a predicted model, not a curated record
AUGUCAGAGGUCAAUGCUCAACCAACCGUUGUGAUCAUUGGUGCAGGUAUAAUUGGUUUGACCAGCGCCUUAGCUAUUCAGUCAGUGCUUCCCAAGGGCUCGUACAAAAUGGUGUUGGUGGCACGAGAAUUUCCUUCGCAGGCGGACCAUUCCGUUGACUACGCUUCAAUGUGGGCGGGUGCGCAUAUGAGGCCUAUUCCUGCGAGUACACCGCAGUUGGCCCGGGAGGCUGAAUGGCUGCGGCAUACCGUUGCAGUUUUUGAUUCGCAGUCUAAGCGAGAGCCUUGGAGGGGAGUCACCGCGACCACUGGUACUGAAUACCUAGACGCCCCGGACGAGUUUUAUCAGGCCCAAAAUACGGCCAGCUUUACUGCGGAAAGUGGACUAUCCGGUUAUCGUCCAUUACAGCCGGACGAGCUACCGGCUGGGACAAAAAUGGGGUUCACUUAUAGCACUUUCUGCGUUAACCCACCGGUAUACUGUGAGAGCCUGGUUCGAACCUUUCUCUUACGUGGGGGAUCUAUCAUGCGGAAAAGUCUCGCCAGCGAAUGGGAAGGGUUUAACAUAACUGGCUGCAACGUACGCGUUGUGGUCAACGCGAGUGGGAUGGGGUUCGAUGAUCCUGAAUGUUUUCCAACUCGCGGUCAAACCAUCCUUACAAACCUCACUUCAGUCAAGCAGACAGUAACUCGUCAAAACGGCGAUGGCACAUGGAGUUUUAUAAUCCCUCGGAUUCUCGAUGGAGGGACUGUUAUUGGAGGCACCAAAGAACCAAAUGAUUUGCAAGUUGAGCCAAGACCAAGCACACGACACCAGCUCUUGUCCAAUUUUUCCAAAAAUAUUGACACGGCAGAGUUGAGAGCUUUGCCAAAGGACUUUCUCAUGGAUCGGGAUAUAAUUCUCCGGGAUAUAGUCGGUCGACGACCAACCCGCAGAGGCGGCAUGCGUGUGGAAGUUGCAAGGGCUACGAGAUCGGACGUCAAUAGGGCCAAUCAUGAACCGGCAAGUCAAUUUGUGGUCCAUGCAUAUGGUGCUGGUGGUAGAGGAUACGAGAUAUCCUGGGGCGUCGCCCAAGAAGUGGCCGGCUUUGUAAAGCAGGAGUUAUCAACCACAUAUUGUUAA